This is a messenger RNA of Branchiostoma floridae (Florida lancelet), 1890 nucleotides long. RefSeq lists its product as uncharacterized. Lineage: Eukaryota; Metazoa; Chordata; Leptocardii; Amphioxiformes; Branchiostomatidae. The transcript is spliced from 3 exons. The record is from RefSeq and is a predicted model, not a curated record. Bases 178 to 1134 code for a protein of 318 amino acids.
UCGGAGUGGUCGCACGUCGGGGACACGCUCAGAAUAUCACGUACCAGUGCUAUAAACGGUAGCGCCCAUCAAAUAACUCGACUCGACCGAGCCAGUGUCGUCUACGCACUCUUCCAUCAACCCGAGAGGUGUCGUCGCAUCUUAACUUAAGUUAAACUCGAUUACGUCACAGUAACCAUGGAGACUGGGAAGUCCGGAUUCCAGCACCAGCCGGCUAAGAUCGCCAUGAUCGUGGGCGCCUGGCUCUCCUUCAUCGUCAUGGUCACGUUCAACGCGCUGUCUGCCAGCGGAGCUAGCAAAGGUCUGUUUAACAGCACACAAGGCGAACUGUCUGACAAGUACUACAACGACCUGGUCCCUGCCGGCUGGACCUUCUCCAUCUGGGGGUUCAUCUACGCCUGGACCGCACUGUGGCUGCUCUACAUCACAACCACCAUCUUCCGCAAGACGUCCGAGGGGUACGUCUACAUCGUGUCCGAUCUGCUGCCGUGGUACUUCUUCGUCGCCUGGUACAUCAACAAUGCCUGCAACGUCGCCUGGCUCUUCGUCUUCGACCGGGAACAGCUCGUACUUUCCGCCUGCGUUCUCGCUAUCAUUCCCUUCUCUCUCUACCUCUGUCUGUUCGCUUCCUACCGCCAGGUGGACAAGCGCGGCGUGUGGUUGACAGAGAACGCUUCCGUCGACCUGUGGUGCACCCGCGCAUUUGUCCACAACGGCCUGGCCAUCUACGCUACCUGGACAACUAUCGCCACCCUCCUCAACUUCGGCAUCGCUCUAAUCUACACCGGCGGCUUCGACAACACGGACGUCGUCACCGGUCUGCUCGCUGUCCUUCUAGUCGAAGUUCUUGGCUGGUAUGUUCUCGAGAACUUCGUGCUUGACCGCUACUGUCGCUAUAACUUGAUCAUCUGGGUUGUGGUGAUCGUUGCUCUCACCGGGAGCCUGGUGGAACACUGGGGGCCUGAGAAGAGGAACAGCAUCUUUACCGCUAUCCUUAUUGGCCUGACCGCCUUCCUGUACCUUAUUCGCCUCUGUCUUGUUGUCUAUCGCCACUUCAAUAAGCCUCUGUAUAAGAAGUUUGUGCUACCCACCACAGAGCAGGGUAAGAACAAUGGCACCUUCAACAUGGCUUAAACCAACUGAUUGACUUUUCAAACUUUCAAGUCUUCCUUACCCUGAAUUUUCCAGUCUUUCCUUGACCUAACUUCUGGGGAUAUGAUUUGAAGAGGAUGGACUAAGUAGCAAUAGAUUGGGAUUGAGUAAGGAGAGUGACCCGAAAUGUCAAUUAUAGCAAAGCAGAAGGUGCUAUAGUUCGUUUCAUGUUCUUGUACAAUUUUUUUUUAACGAAGUUUAUGCAGAUGACCACGUGUUAGUUGCCUGGUCUUGUUCCUAUGUACUAGUAUGUGUAUGGCUGACGGUUAAGAAAGGCCAUAAUCACACUUCUUGUAGUCCAUUUUUAUGUUAUGGCUUUUAGAAUGUUCAUCUAAAAGAUAUCCUAUGUCCUUCGGAAGGCUUUCUGAAUGUUGUCAAAGACCUAAAGAAUCACCUAAGCUAUCUUCCAAAGAAACCUGCCAGUAAUUGACGUUUCAUAUUUGUUUACAAGUAGUACAUGGUAUGUGGUUCGGUAUUUGUUGUAUAUAUUUGAUGAUCUCAUAACGUUUCCGAAGUUUUUGUCAUUUUAAGAAUACUUUUCUGUAAUUUACUCCUAUACGGGGGUUCCACCUGGGUUUAUAAUCAUAUAAUCUAUGCACACAUAUUUCACAUUUAUUAUUGUAUAAACUAUUUGCUUCAGUUUAAGGUUCAUCGGUUUGUAUCAAAGCAUUGACACAUAUGGUGCAACUGUUCUGUACUGUAUUGAUGUUUCGCAAUAAAGCAAUGAUCUAUUACUCA